This is a messenger RNA of Penicillium verhagenii, 360 nucleotides long. RefSeq lists its product as uncharacterized. The record is from RefSeq and is a predicted model, not a curated record. The transcript is spliced from 2 exons. Bases 1 to 360 code for a protein of 119 amino acids. Lineage: Eukaryota; Fungi; Ascomycota; Eurotiomycetes; Eurotiales; Aspergillaceae.
AUGUCUGGUCAAUCUAGUGUCGGUAACCGUGCCAUCUAUGAGGCUGGUGACCAGCGCAAUGCUCCUCAGUCUGAGAUCCGCGAAGCCGAGCGCUACAAGGAGGGUCAGCACGGUAGCCACAAGAACUUGGAUUCCAAGGACCAACGCUCCAUUGGCAACAAGCUUGCCGCCCAAAGUGGCAAGGCCGAUCCAUCGCAUCACCACAACAAUGAGUUCAACGAGGAGGCUGAGUUGAGCAAGCAGGACCCUACUAAGCCUGCCAAGCUCCACGGAAACAAGCCCUCAAAGGGCGCUCAGAUCGAUGCUGAGCUCCAGGCUGAGGAUGAGCAGCGCCUUCGCGAAAAGGGCAUCAAGAAAUAA